AUGUCUUCUCCCACAUUUUCUUCCCCUGCCACCAUUUUUAUGUUCUUCUGUUUCUUCUUUAUCAAUUUACCCUUCUCCAAUUCUCUGCUCAAGUACCCAUUGAUCAACGCAACCGCCCGGCGGGCGCCUCGACAACUCUCCGUUAAUUAUUAUGCCAAAUCAUGCCCUCAAGUUGAAUCUCUCGUUGGCUCUGUAACCUCCAACAUGUUCAAAGAAGCCCCUGCCUCUGGUCCUGCUACCAUUCGCCUUUUUUUCCAUGAUUGCUUUGUUGAAGGGUGUGAUGGGUCAAUAUUGAUAUCAAGUAAAGCAGGAAGCAAAGAAUUAGCAGAGAAAGAUGCAGAAGAUAACAAGGAUAUAGCUAAAGAGGCAUUUGAGGGCAUAAAUAAAGCCAAAGCUAUUGUAGAAAGCAAGUGUCCUGGUGUUGUUUCUUGUGCAGACAUUCUUGCCAUUGCUACCAGAAAUUUUGUCCACUUAGUUGGAGGACCCUAUUAUGAAGUGAAGAAAGGAAGAUGGGAUGGAAAGUUAUCAAAGGCAUCAAGGGUGCACCAAAAUCUUCCACAAUCAAAUUCAACAGUGGACCAACUUUUAAAACUAUUUUCCUCUAAAGGACUUACCUCAGAGGACCUUGUGGUCCUCUCAGGUGCACACACAAUAGGUUUUGCACAUUGCAAGCAAUUUGUGAACAGAAUUUAUAACUACAAGGGGACCAAGAAACCUGACCCUUACAUGGAUCCUAGGCUUUUCAAGGCCCUAAAAAUGUCAUGUCCACAAUUUGGUGGAAAUGUUGAUAUUGUAGCACCAUUUGAUGUGACAACACCUUUCUCAUUUGACAAUGCUUAUUAUGGGAACUUAGAGGCUAAAUUGGGAUUAUUGGCUUCUGAUCAAGCUUUAUCUUUGGACCCUAGGACUAAGCCAUUGGUACAAGAAUUGGCUAAGGAUAAACAUAAGUUUUUUCAAGCUUUUGCUGAUGCUAUGGAGAAAAUGGGAGGUAUUGGGGUCAAAAGGGGAAGAAAGCAUGGGGAAUUUAGAAAAGAUUGCACUAUGCAUCAUAUGUGAUUUUUGUGUUAUUGGAUAUUUGAUUUUUCACCUAAUUAUUUAUUUUUAUUAUUUGUUA
Solanum verrucosum is the source of this 1114-nucleotide messenger RNA. Its product is annotated as peroxidase 19. The transcript is spliced from 3 exons. The coding region runs from base 1 to 1056 and encodes 351 amino acids. Gene Ontology annotation, biological process: response to oxidative stress; hydrogen peroxide catabolic process. NCBI's taxonomy places the organism in Eukaryota, Viridiplantae, Streptophyta, Magnoliopsida, Solanales, Solanaceae. Gene Ontology annotation, molecular function: peroxidase activity; heme binding. The record is from RefSeq and is a predicted model, not a curated record.